This is a messenger RNA of Solea senegalensis (Senegalese sole), 8431 nucleotides long. RefSeq names its product protein phosphatase 1 regulatory subunit 29. The transcript is spliced from 2 exons. Gene Ontology annotation, cellular component: plasma membrane. Gene Ontology annotation, molecular function: protein binding. The record is from RefSeq and is a predicted model, not a curated record. Bases 302 to 3151 code for a protein of 949 amino acids. Lineage: Eukaryota; Metazoa; Chordata; Actinopteri; Pleuronectiformes; Soleidae.
CCAUGUGGGUCACUCAGCUCUGAAGUCUACUUCGGGAGAGUAUGAAGACAAGCUGUGUUACACCACCCUGCAGCCCAACAAGAUAUUACAUAACGUGGAUCCCCUGCUAAUAACCAUGACAACCCUAAAGCUGUGACUAGCACUGUGAGGCCUUUACCCCUUCUGCGCACCCGAUCUGGACCCUUCUCCUUUUUUGAAAAUCCCUUUCCCCAGCAAACAAAACAUAGUUACUUGCCUGUCCCAGAUUUUCUCUUUAAUAAUUACAAAUUCUUAUUCUUUAUAAUUCCUUUUCUUUGGCAUCAUGCAAGGUGCCACCUCCAUUCUACUUAUUUUUCCCUCCCUCAUAUUUGUCUCCCUCAUUCCUAAUGUGGUCAAUGGGGACUGCUGGCUCAUUGAGGGCGACAAAGGAUAUGUGUGGCUGGCAAUCUGCAGUCAGAACCAGCCACCUUAUGAGACUAUCCCCCAACACAUCAACAACACAGUCCAUGACUUAAGACUUAAUGAGAACAAACUUAAAGCUGUGCUCUUUAGUUCCAUGUAUCGCUUCACCAAUCUGACUGACCUCAACCUCACCAAAAACGAAAUCAGCUACAUUGAGGAUGGAGCCUUUGCAGGCCAAGCCAACUUACAGGUUUUACAGCUGGGCUACAACAAGUUGACAAACUUAACUGAGGGUAUGAUGAGAGGGCUUGGCCGCCUGCAAUGCCUCUUUCUCCAGCACAACCUCAUUGAGGUAAUUGCCAGCAAUGCAUUCUGGGAGUGCCCUAGCCUGAGUAGCAUUGACCUGUCAUCCAACAAACUUGCCCGCAUCGAUCCAUCCACAUUUACUGUUUUAAUGCGGCUAAUGGUGUGUGAACUUGCAGCCAAUCCAUUUCAUUGUGGAUGUGAUCUCUUGAGCUUUUUAAGCUGGUUGGAAUCCUUCAACAAUGUCACACACACCUAUGACCGCCUCCAGUGUGAGACACCACGGGAAAUGUUUGGCUUUCCUUUAUUGAGUCCCAUUGCUUCUGGCCACGCUGGUCGUAAUGCCAAAAACGUUUUGUACCAUCGCUGCCGAAAUGGAGUGAUGAUUCCAGGAAUGACAUCUCUCCCACCAGAUCUGGAUGGACCUUCUGGGAUGGGACCAGAGAUGUUUGGUGUUGCCGGACCGUACAACCAGCCCACCACCUCUUCAUCAUCCACUGCACCCCUCGUCCCAAGCAUCAAGCUCCAUCGUGUCUCGUUGUCAUCAGCCUCUCUACUAGUGCAGAUUCCAAAUCCCUUCAGUAAAAUGUAUAUUCUAACACAAUACAACGACACAUUUGUGUCAGAUGUCAUGACUUUGAAGAACAAGAAAGAGAUGGUCACCCUCAGCAAACUCAAACCACACAAUAACUACACCUUUUGUGUUGGAUCUAUUCGCAACUCUCAACGAUACAACCACACCUGCGUCCAAUUUUCCACUCGUGCUCAAAUUCCAGACAACAGCCUCCCUACACCCUCGACUACUACUCACUACAUAAUGACUAUUGUGGGCUGUCUUUUUGGAAUGCUUAUCAUUUUAGGCCUUGUCUACUAUUGUCUGAGAAAGAAACGCAUGCAUGAUGAGAAGAAAAAGUCCAUUUGUGUCAAGAAAACAAUCCUAGAGAUGCGCUAUGGACCUGAGGUAGCAGCAGCAGUGGCAAAUGAUCCAUCAGCAGUCCAUAAGCUUCAGGAGCAGUCCAGAGAACAUCACCAGUAUCAGCACCAUCAUGGAAGCAAACUUCCCUUGUCAACAUCCUCCAGCUUGGGAAUGCUCCACUCAGCCAACACCAGCUCCUCCAGACUUUCCUCGAUCCCACAAGUGGAAAAGAUGGCCACUGCCUUUUCAGAGGCCAGAGCUACAAGUAAAGGAAACUAUAUGGAUGUCAGAACUGUAGGGAUAGGAGAUGGUGGGCAUGGAGUAAUGAGGGGGGGUGACUUGAGGGAUGAUGAUGGAACUGAUAUUGGGGAUGACUCAGAUGAUGAUGGCCAUGGAUCUGCAUCAGAGAUAUCCACCAUUGCCAUGGAGGUAGACAAGGUCAAUCAAAUCAUUAACAAUUGCAUCGAUGCACUGAAGUUAGAUGCAGCAGCAGUUGCUGCUUCUGGGGCGUCAAGUGACCAUACCUCCUCCAAUCCCACCUCCCCUCCCCCUAAUAGUGCGUCCUCCCUUACUCGAGGCCUAAUCGCUCUCAACCAAGGGGGAGAGACUUGUCAAAUUAUUGCUCCAAAUAAAAUACCACCUCCACCUCCCCUCCCUGCCUUGAAUGCCCCUCUCUCUGAGCGCCCAGGAAUCAGUGGUGGCGGCUUUGUUGUCACUCCCCCUUACAGGCCCCCUCCACCAGCCACUGCUGUACGUCCCAUUCAGCGUCAAAUGAGUGCAGAUGCAGCUGUGGUUAUUGUAAAUGCGGUCAAAAAACAGUGCAGCACCACCUCUUGUGGUUCUAUGGAUCGGGACAGGGAACGUGGAGGCGCUAGGGUCUAUAGCCUGGAUGUUCCUGAGCCAAGGAGCCCAGAUGCCUGUAAUCAACAACAGCAGCAGUACCCAGACAGGGCCAGUCCCUUGGGCUGUGGAGAGCCUCUAGAGAGGCUGCCUUUGGUGGAAAGUAGGAGCUGUGGUGGAGGGGGUGGUGGUGGAUGCGACAGUGGUGGUGUUGGUGGCCAACAUCAGGACAGCCAGAAGUCACACCACUUUCAUCAACAGCAAAUAUUGCAGCAGCAGCAACAGCUGCAACAGCAACAGCAGCAGCAGCAGCAGCAGUGUGAAGUACAGCAGGACUACCACUGCUCGGAGCACCGCCACUCUGUCCCAGCUCUCUACUAUGAAGGCUCCCACAAGGGCUCCCCAGCCCAAAGGGUUUCAUUCCUAAAGCCCCUGACCCGCUCACGCAGGGAUGCAGCAUCUUACUCCCAGCUUUCGCCUGCCCGUCACCAUUCCAGUUACUCUGGCUAUUCCUCCAGCCCAGAGUACUCCUCAGAGAGCUCACUGCGGAUCUGGGAGCGCUUUCGUCCAUACCGGAAAGGCCAGCGUGAUGAGGCCUGUUAUGUGACGGCCGGUAAUGCCCUUCGAAAAAAGGUGCAAUUCGCCAAAGGCGAGGACUUGCAUGACAUCCUUGAUUAUUGGAAGGGUGUCUCAGCGCAGCAGAAGCUAUGACUGUAGGAUCAAAUUAAGCAUUGUGGGAUAAAGAGUUUGGAUACUUCUUUUCUUGGUGGCCCUGUGAGCCAGCCAGAGAAACCAUAUGAAAUUAAUGGGGAGGAAAAAUGUACAAAGUAAAUUUGCCUCUGGGUGUUCUUGGCAUGCUAGGUGUAUAGAAUAUUGUGCUGAGAGCAAGGACUGUGAAACUGUGCCUGGGAUUUGCGAGUAAUUAUCGUGUAUUAUUUUAUAUUUCACUGUGGCCCAAUUUCGUAGUCAUUCUCAUUUAGUUUCUGUGUGUUUUAUUUAUAGAACAUUUCAAAUGUCUAAUUAUUGCUGUUUAAGUGAUCACAUUUUGUGAUUUAUGGACAAUCUUUGUCAGUGCCAUGUUGUCAUCUAUUUACAGAAGGUCAAUGUUGAUAUCCUUCACAGGUUGUGGGAUUCUUAUUUUGUAUGGGUGAUCUGUCAAUCUGCAGUGUUCUUGGAUGUGAUUGGACAUGAAGGUAGACUAUGAUGGGGCGGGAAAUGUGUUUUAUUAUACUGAUCGGUCAACAAAUUUGUCAAAUACAGGCCCUGUCUCUCUUCAAUGAGAUCUAUAAUGCAGCUGAAAUUUCAAUAGCAUCCGUCACACAGGAAGAAAAUCAAUUGGAACCUUGGCCUCAGAAUAGUGGUGUGAUUGCACCCUUAUGUGUUCACAUCUUCCCAACUUGGGUGGUUCACUGAGUGAUGUCAAGAAUGUUCCACUGGCUGCUUAAAUAAUGGCUUAAUAUGAAGGGGUGGCAAAACAAUGUUCAGUUUAUUAAGGAAAUUAUAUGCCACUUACCCGACAGUAGGGACAUGGACAAAGUGGCAGAUUACGUUGUGAUUCUCUUACAGUGAGGAAUGUGGGAUGUGACCCAUUUGUGACCAGUAGAAAUUGAAAGUCAGAGGGCAUAUGAAGGAAAAAAAGGAGCUAAGAAAAUGAGUCAUACAAAUAACGUAAUUUUCUGCAGCCACUGUGAAUGUAAGUAAAUUACAAGCACGUUAUGGGCAAGACUUUUUACAUCAUCCAAUGUGAGCAGCACAGUACAUUGCAAAUCCUCUAACAUUAAAAAAAACUAAGAGAGAGAGGCACAGAGGGAAAGGACACUUCUAAUUACUGCCAACUCGUCUGUUUUUGUUCUGGAAAUUAAUAUUCUUGUUGUCUGUUGAGAACUUAAUUAGCCAACUUGUGACAGGCAUGUUUGCUUGCACUUUACGCCUCAUGAUUGUGUGUGGUACACAGUGGUCAGUGUAAGUGGGUGUUGGCAUGCCUUGUCAUAUUUUACUGUAUAUGCCCAAACUGAUUUAAAUUGAUAGUUGUCAGUAUCUUGCCCGGUGGCUGGUUGUCUGAGUCUAAACAAUACUAGAUUAUUUAUGGCAUGGACAAAUGUAAAAAAAAAAAAAUAUCACCAAUGUUCAAUGUAUUUUCCAAACAUAUAGUACAUCACAUGAGAAAAAUGCUCAGAUUCAUAUCGUAGUGCCUCUUGCUAACACAACCAUGGUCUAAUCUGCAUUCAUGUAGAGUAUUAUCCAUCCUCAUCUAUCUAAAUCUACUUGUGACCUAAAAUGAUAACUUCAUUGCCUGGCGUUCUGCUAAAAGGGCAGCCUGUUUACCCAAAGUGCUGUGUAGCUGUUAAAAUUAUGCAUCAUCGGCUAACAUACACAAUCUGAGACAUCAUACCCUAAAAAUGUGAAAACAUAAUCCAUACGCCUCACUUUUUCACUGAUUAUAUUCAAAGAAAACAUAUUAUAAUGACAAGUUUGAUUUCACGAAUGUUUUGAUUAUUUUUUUUUUUAGUUUGACCCAUACUAGAUUCAUUGCUAAACACAACAGUCCCUUGUUAUUAAAUGAUAGAAAUAAGUCAUUUUAUUGUAGACGGGACUUGGGUCUAAACUGAGAAAGGGUGGUGUGCAUUGGUAUGUGCACAUUGAUCUGUGUAUGUCUUCCACUCUUUUUUCUUUUUUUUAAUGAAACAUCUAUAGCACUGUCGCUUCCCCACAAUCAGAGUCAAGAGGUCAUGUCCCUCGGAGUGUUCGUGAUCGACGGCUGUUCACACAGAUGUAAAAUCAAGGGCCUCAGUGUAUUUUUUUGGCGUUACGUGUCUUUCUUUUUAAAAUGAAGCACCAUACGAUGACCAUGUGAUUUUUUUUUCUCCCUGUCUCCCACCGAUCUCCUGUUAUCUGAGAUAACAAAGUUUAAAGAGGAACUUGCUACUGUGAUCGACUCAGACUCUCAACAAAUCAGAGGAGAGGGUUUUCUCUCUGUUACACUGUAAGAGUACUUAAUCCCACAGAAAGGAACUUGGUGUGUUUGACUCCUCAGAUCCUCAACUGCCAUAACUAAGUUCACAAAAAUGGACACUCAGCAACGUCAGAAAUGUUUGUUUUAUUUUCACCAAGCUGGAAAAUAUAUAAUGUGACAGAAAAUGAUGUUAAUCAAAGUUUUAAUGGAUUGUAUUUAGGUUCUUUUGCAUUUAAAUUUACACAUUAACCAUACUAAUGCAUUUCAGAAGGUAUAGAUUGAAGGUGUAGAAGGAGACAGAUGCUAGUUCAAGUGCUCUUCUGCUCAAAUUUAACUCUUUGGUGAGACAAUGGUGAGCUAAAAGUGCCAAUUGUUUGAAUAAUAAUUAUUAUAUAAGCGGUUGUUGAAAUGGGAGGUGAUAUUGUGUUGGUCAUGAUUAAUAAUUGCUUUAAAUCAUAAUCACUAGUCAUGCAAAAUGGCUUUUAUGAUUAUGUUAUUAUUAUGAACUAAAACAUUACUGAUUCCUAAUGUAUGAAUCUACAGGAGUACAUGUUUCGAUUAACAGAGCUCAAGUAAUUAACCUGCUGAUUUUUGCUGUGUUUCCACCGUGUGGAACGGAUCAGUUUGAUACAGUAUGGUGCAUAUUUGUUUGUGUUUCCAUUAGGAAUAGUACCAAGAUAACCAGCCCCUACCAUUCCCCUUCUCUUGGGGUAUCAGAGUAAAAUGGCGUGGUUAGUUCAGGGUGGAGCUAGACUGGAUCCACCCAUGACAGUCAGCUGAUUGAGCGACUGAUUGCUAUCAGUGUAAAUCUCCCAUGGAAGUUGAGACAAAUGCCUGCAGUCUAUUCUCAUACAAAGCUUGAUGUGUUGUUGAGACAAACGGCCACAAACCAAUCAGGAAAAAAAAACGAGCCGCUGGAUGUCGUCCAUUGUAGUUUGUUGCGUUCAAUGUCGUUGUUUUUUAUUGUCACACUGUUACGAUGUCACGCUUGCGUAUCUUGCUGACGUGGCCAUCCAAGCACUACCUACUAAGUAAAGGUACUGUUCUCAGUUGACAUGCAAGCCUGACCCAGGGCUUUACCAUUCCAAACCAUACCGUGCUGUACCAAACCAAACCUUAUCAUGGUGGAAACAUGGCAUUAACGUGCUGCUCUUUAAUGCUUUUUGUAGAAUUCACACUUUUUCAUAUUCAAAACCUGGACAAACGCAACUCUAUUUUCUUAAGUAAUGAAUCGAGGCUCACAAUGGGGGUGCGGAUUUAUGUCUAAUCAGUGUAUAAAUUAAUUAAAGAAGUGAUUAAUGUUUCCAUUAAAAAAAGAAGAAGACCACACUCAGCCUUUUUGUGACUCCCAUUUAUUCCAUGAAUGUGGGACAUCACUUUAAGGAGUGAGAGAAUCUUAGUCAUUCUUUUGCUUGAUAACACAUUGUUAGAUUUAAAAUGAAUUCAUCCACUGUACAUUACCAGCUGUGACGGCAGAUACACUCUGUAUAACAAACAAGUCAUUUUUUUUACUAUGUUGUAUAUAUCAAUGAUCUCAUUUUUUUCCCCUCCUUCUAAGCUCUCACCAGCAAUUACUUACUGCAAGAGAGGAUGGCGAAAUGGAACAUGGCAAUGUGAGUCAGGAUGAAUCAGGAUGAAUCACGGUCUGACUAAAGUGAACUAAAAUAAAAACGUAAUGGGCAAAGUGUCCAGAGCUAGUAGCGCAAAGACGGGGCUAUUGGCUUAAUACAGGCAGACAUCUGGUAUAAUAACUGUGGAAGCAUGACUGUGCUGAAACAUGCGACAGUUGAACAUAACUGUGCGACCAGUUCAUUGAAAGAUAUUUGAUUUUCAAAGCACUGAGGAGUGAAACUUCAGCUCCACUCAGUGACAGCCAGGUAUUAGCACCACUGCAUAUCCUGUCACUUGGUUUCCGUUGUCCCUUUAUAUCAUUUUAUUAACUCCAUUAGUUUACCGCAUGGGAGAAUAACCUGCAUGGAUAAUGUGCUGAAUUUGAUUUGAGCAGAUUACAACUGUAAUGUGUCCUUGUGAAGGGCUCAUGUGUUCAAAAUGAAAUGCAUACCAUUUUAAUUGCGCUCUAAUGUGAAUCUGUAUUUGUCUUGGGAGUGACGAGACAAAUGAAACUUAUCUACUCCAACUCUGUAAUUUAAGAGACAGCUUCGAUGGGCCGAGCACUGCCAAUGAUUCCGUUCCAACUGCCAAACGCUCUGCAAGAAGCAGCAGAAAGAGGGCUCCUAAACUGCGUUAAUAGUCUUGUUUGUUUACUUUUGCCUCCGCAGUUUAUGUUGUUUGCUGACAACUGAAACUCAUCAGAAUGUUGCAGACUACGUUUAUCCCUAUUAUAUUCACACGUCCUAUUGGACAACUCUGCUGGCGAAUGAAUUCAUAAAUAAAUAAAUAAAGAGAUAAAGCUACUCUAAGCUCAAAACUAUGCAUGCAGUCUGCGUGGGGCUUUAAAUUUCUUUGUCAGCCAUUUGGGCUGGAAAAUGAAUUUAAGGUGGAAAAACCACUGGUGAUUCUAAAUAAAUAAUAAGGUUUUCUGAGCAGAAAAGCAUUUGAGAAUCUGUUGUCAGCCAAAAUGGGCUAAGAUUUGCAGUUCCAGCUUUUCAUGACGACACACACAAACACAGAGACAAACAUCAUUUUCUUUAUUAACACGCACACAUUAUGCAUUGGUUGAAACUGUUUGUCUCCAAAGAUGGAUAAAGGACUUAAAAAUGUGAAAUAUCUGUGAAUUUUGUACACAAGUAUAUAAAAGAAAAAAAAUACUAAAGUAAAAAAAAAAGAAGGAAAAAAAGCUUCUAUUGAUGUUUUAUACUCAGCCUGAAAUCUUGAUAUGUCUGCGUGUUCCUUUAUUUUCAGUUGGACUUUUGUCUUUGUUUUUUUUAUUUUGGGUUUUUCUCGGGAGAGGGUUAUAGGGGGGCAUUGGUACAUAAAAGGGGUCGACUUUUAAUACGAGCAAUGAUAUAUGAUAUAAAGGUUUAAGAGAAAUGGAGAAAGCUUAACAUAAUGUAUUACAUAAAAGAAAAGUUGUUAUA